Sphaerodactylus townsendi is the source of this 1908-nucleotide messenger RNA. RefSeq names its product trafficking regulator of GLUT4 (SLC2A4) 1 (gene TRARG1). Gene Ontology annotation, cellular component: membrane. Lineage: Eukaryota; Metazoa; Chordata; Lepidosauria; Squamata; Sphaerodactylidae. The coding region runs from base 267 to 794 and encodes 175 amino acids. The record is from RefSeq and is a predicted model, not a curated record. The transcript has 3 exons.
GGCGGUCCGACAGCAGGGAGGGUCGCGCUGCCCUCUUCGGAGCCCAGUCCUGUGCUUGUGGGUGGGGGGAGUGGGGGGGCCGCCGGCUGCGCCCCGCUUCCUCCUUGCUAGUGGGAGGGAGCCCUGCAGCCGGGCCUGGACAGGCGCCCCCUCGUGGGCCGGUCCGGCCGUCCGGGGCUCCUCCCCGUGAGCUCAGCACCGGGUGGGGCGGGCGGGCGAGCCGGGCAGGCGGGCGAGCGGGCUGGUGGCCCGGCAGGAGCGGCAGGAUGGCGAUCAACACGGAGGCGCCGCUGGCCAAGGCGCUGGAGGGCUCGUCGUCGUCGCCGCCGCCGCUGCCGGCCGAGGCGCACGAGACGGAGCAGCUGCUGACGGCGGGCCAGGGGUUCGAGUCCUUCUCGCCCGGGGGCGCGGCGCGGGCCGACAGCAACGGCGGCGGCCUGCCCUACAAGGCCGGCUCCGAGGGGCGCCUGGAGGGCCCGCCGCUCUCGCCCUCCCGCCUCAGCCUGGGCCGCGCCUCCUCCACCGCCACCACCUCCAACCUGCACGAGCCCGACCGGCCGGACGACUACCUGCUGCUGGCCAUCUUCUCCUGCUUCUGCCCGGUCUGGCCCAUCAACGUCCUGGCCCUGGUCUUCUCCAUCAUGUCUAGGAACAGUGGCCAGCAGGGAGAUGUGGACGGUGCGCACAGGCUUGGACGUGUGGCCAGGUAUCUCAGCAUCCUUUCCAUUGUUCUGGGCAUCGUCAUUAUCAUCUUCUGCUCACUGAAAUUGGCAGGUGUCCUGGACGGCAACUAGCACAAGCAAGAUCUGAGAGGAAGGGCGUGGCAGGUCUUCCAGUCCUGAGCAGCAGUAAAGGAAGAGACUUUUCAGUGGGAGGGGCCCCGGAAGUUGUCUCCACCCAAAAGGAGCGCAUGCACCAUAUCCCCAUAGCUGUUUGGAGCACGAGUUUGUAUUUCUUUGGAAAAUGAAUGGGCAGAGAGGCUUACUGCAAGAGGCUGGGAAAAGCGUUUGUCUUUCCUGCAAGGGGAUUAUCCAUCUUGUCUGUUGCCACCAAGGAAGAGAAAGAUGCAGCAGAGAGAGGCAACAGGCGUACCACUGGGACGAAGCCCGUUUGUUGCAGAGUGAGGAAAACAGUCCGCAAGCUCUAAGGUGACACGUCACCAGGUGAGGCAGAGACCCAGCGAAGAAGCAGGAGAGCAGCCACAGCGGUGCAUCCGAAGCAGACUUCUCAUGGCCGCUCCAACCCUGGACGGAGGCACAAAAGCUCUGGGCUCCAAGGGGGACUUUUGUAUUUUUGAUGACAAAAAAAUCUGACCAAUUGCAUGCCUUGUAGGAAUAUCCCUUUGAGACGUAAGCACUGGACCGUUUCCUUGGUUCGACUGCCGAUUCUCGGCCUGGCUCUGCAUGGCGGGUGUUGAGUUUUCACAAGAGAUCCUGUUUCGCCCCCCCGUUUCGGACAAAGGAUGCCGUGGGCCUUCCUUUCAACCCUGGCGCUGAAUUCCAAUAGCAGCUAACACACGACAGCGGUUUGGGACGUGAGGGCACUCCAUGACCGGUGGCAGUGAACUUCAUCGGCAUGGAGAGUUCUGACCAGGAGGAGGUAGAUUUCCCUGCAUAGCUCCACACCUCUUCUUUUGCCCUGCCCACCCUGGAGCUGCGGGCAGCCAAACACACAAGGAUGAGCACACUGUUAGCCUGGAGCAUGUGGUUUUGAGCAUUUGGACAUGGACAUUGCAAACGCAUCUCCCCCUUUUGUACUGAUGUAUGUCCUGUUCAAAACAACCAUGAGCAUUCAUCUGUAAGAGAGCCAGUGCGGUGUGGUGGUUAAGAGCAGGUGCACUCUAAUCUGGAGAACCGGGUUCGAUUCCCCACUCCUCCACCUGAGUGGCAGAGGCUUCUCUGGUGAACC